AUGCGACAGGGAAUAGGGUCAGCCUUCCCGCGGACCUCCCCUCUGCUUUUUCUAGGUUUCGGGUGCUUCUUGAUUCUUGUCUCUGCUUUGAGUCCCCCCUCUCCGGCGAGGUCACCCCUCGCGCCCGAGAUAGGGCUGUCCCCAGAAGGACCGGUGAAGGCCUCCCGCAGCUUGGAAAACCCUCCGAGGAGCGUCUCUAUCAACUCUUUGGUGCUACCCUGGGCCCCUUUCGGAGUUUCGCGAGUUUUAGGGGCCUUCAUGCAAGUAGGAAGCUCAAAAGAGGCUCCGGAAGAGGGUGAAGAACAGGCCGAGUCCGACCGUGAAGCCGGGGAAUCCUCUCAGGAGGAUUCUGCUAGCGAAAAGGGGGGCGGCGGUAAGAAAUCGGGGGCCCGCCGUGCUUCAUAUGACGAUGCAGGUGAGGGCAGCCAAGCGGAAGGAGACUACGAAGAGGAAAGCGCAUCGGAAACAGGCAGGCCGGAAGGUCCAAAGGCAUCAGCGGGGGCUCCUGAAGGCACCUCUGGAGAUGAAAGCCUAAGCAAAGCGACUCCACAGGAGGCCACUUCCUCUGCUGGCAUCUUGCCUCCUGCAGUGCUCCCUUCCGGUCCCCCCUCGGCCUCGGAUUUUUUGCCACAACUCUCAUAUGCAGACGGCGAUGAGCUCUGUCACUCCAUUUCUUGCAGCAAAGUCGCAUCCGGUGCCAGCCCCUCUCUCCCAGUCAAAGGUUGCAAGAAGGCGGUGAAAUGCAAAGGCUGCAAAGAAGGUGGUGCCCCUGAGGCCAAAUGUCUUGACUGGAAGCCUUCACGACAGCCCGAAAUCCUCCUGCGAAGCGGGACGUACUACGGGCUCAAGCGCAUCUCGCGUUCCGGAUCCUUAGAUCUGGCGAUAAAGUGGGAUCACGAGAAUACUGAAAUUGAUUUUUCUGGGUGCCUUCUCGACGUCAAACAGGCGACUCUGGCUUCGAGGGAGCUCAACGAGACGGGGGGGAAGGGGCCAACGGACGUGGGUUUUCCAAAUCGAUGCGUUGCGCCUUUAGGCAAUGUGCGUGCAUUUGCUUUUCACCGAAUGGCACAGCUGACCCUUGCCAUUGCCCGCAUCCCCGAGGAGGGAGCUGAAUCUCACUCUAUUCCUAAGCUUUCGUUUGGGCUUAAGAUGAACAAUGGGACGGGAAUUGCAAGGGCCUUCUCAACUACAGCGAAACCCGUCGUUACCCCCGCAUGCUUUCAAUCGGAUCAAAGGAGCAGCGUCCUCACACUGGAUGGGCAGGAAGCCGCGUUUGUGGUUGGGUGGUUCUCGGUCCCCAAACACAAGACUUUUCCCCUCUAUCCCCGUAACUUUACGAUUCGUCUCUUCUGUCACUCUAGCUCAGACUGCUCUCUGUCUCAGCUCGCUAUCUGUGCCAGACUGUCGUGCCCUAUAGCCUCUCCAGAAGUAGAGAAGGAAGUGCUAGCGGCAGAAGAAGCUAUGCAGCACCCAGUAGGAGAACUGCCUCCCGUCGUGCCUGGUACUUCUACCCUUGGCACCAGUCUGGCUGGAGGGAAUGCUAUGGCGCUUCAAGCGGGAACGUCAUUGCUAGCCCCGCAGCAGCUGCUACAGCAACAGUCGCAGGGCAUUCGGCAGCUUCAAUUCAGGAGCAGGUAUGGAUUCAUGCCAUACUGGAGGGCCGCAGCACCAGCCAUCACUGUUAGUUGGGGUGUUAUCAGCCUUACAAUUGCAGCAUAUCUGUUCACCGUGACAACGUGA
Cyclospora cayetanensis is the source of this 1740-nucleotide messenger RNA. RefSeq lists its product as uncharacterized. Bases 1 to 1740 code for a protein of 579 amino acids. The record is from RefSeq and is a predicted model, not a curated record. Lineage: Eukaryota; Apicomplexa; Conoidasida; Eucoccidiorida; Eimeriidae. The transcript has 5 exons.